CAAACAAAAUGGCAAGAAUCAUAAUGACAUUCUCUACUCCUCUGUUUUUCUUCCUCCUCUCUAUCCUCUUUCACCAAACCAUGUCUCAACCUGAACACAUGUCUACUUUCUGCAAUCCUGUCGAAAACUUUACACAAACCAGUUCAUACGAAGCAAACCGCGACAUUUUACUCUCCUCUCUCCGCACCAGGUCCUUACUAGGAACCUAUUCUAACGUCACAGUUGGUCGUAGUCCCAACACAGUCCAUGGCAUGUUCCUCUGCAGAGGCGACACCACCGUAGCAACUUGCUCAGACUGCGUCCAGACCGCAACGACCGAGAUCGCUACAAACUGUAGUCUUAACAAAGGAGCGUACAUAUACUACGAAGAGUGUAUGGUUCGAUACUCCAGUGUUUCCUUCUUCUCUGUUCUUGAGGUCAGACCAAACAUCGUUCUUUUCUCUCUUCGCUCUGCUCCAGACUCGAAUACGUUCAACGAAACACUAGCUGAUAAAUUCAACGAGCUCAUUCUCAACGUAUCUUCGUCCUCUUUGGUUCCAUAUUUCGUGGACGAUCAAGAACGUGUGACUCAAUCAGAGGGUUCGUAUGAGUUAGAGUCAAUGGUUCAGUGUAGUCCUGGUCUUGAUCGGUUCAACUGUACCGUUUGUCUCAGAUUUGCGCUCUUAAGAGUUUCCACUUGUUGCGGUCUACCAAGUUCGGCUCUGAUCUUUACACCUAAAUGUCUUUUGAGGUAUCAAACCUCUGAUUUGUCAUCGCCACCACCGUUGUCUCCGCCUCCUCUAUCUCCGCCGCCUCCACCGCCACCGGCUCUAUUUUUCCCGCCUCCUACUAUAUCGCAGCCGCCACCGCCGUUGCGACCACAGGACGUUCCAAGUCCUAGCGGGUCGUUUUCUUUUAACGUUAUAAAAGGAAAAGAAAUAUUUGGGAGAAUUGCUAUAACAAUGGCAGCUUUGGUGUUUACACUUGUGGAUUUGUGA
Brassica oleracea var. oleracea is the source of this 977-nucleotide messenger RNA. Its product is annotated as cysteine-rich repeat secretory protein 9-like. NCBI's taxonomy places the organism in Eukaryota, Viridiplantae, Streptophyta, Magnoliopsida, Brassicales, Brassicaceae. The record is from RefSeq and is a predicted model, not a curated record. The coding region runs from base 9 to 977 and encodes 322 amino acids. The transcript has 2 exons.